AUGGGCAUCUUCCAGAGAUUGUCGAAAAAUAAGGAGCUCAUUCCUUUGGCGUUUAUCAUAACCAUGGCGGCCACUGGAGCUUCAUCUUUCGCUAUGUAUGCUUUGAAAAAAACUGACGUGGUUAUUGAUCGGAAAAGAAACCCAGAACCUUGGGAAAUGGUGGAUCCUACUCAACCCCAAAAGCUUAUAACCAUCAACCAGCAGUAG
Molecule: messenger RNA, 207 nt
Organism: Microtus oregoni (creeping vole)
Lineage: Eukaryota; Metazoa; Chordata; Mammalia; Rodentia; Cricetidae
Product: normal mucosa of esophagus-specific gene 1 protein-like
Exons: 2
Coding region: 1-207 (68 amino acids)
Source: RefSeq, a predicted model, not a curated record